AUGGUUGCUGCUCAGAGGUAUAUUGCAGACAUUAACGGCUUGAUAAGCACCAAAAGUCCACACUUCAGAAUCGUAGUUCGUGUCAUGUCAAUCUGGAAGAUGUACAAGAAGGCAGAUCAGAAAGAAAUCAAGUCACUUGAACUCAUAUUCAUUGAUGCUCAGGGUGGAAAAAUUCAGGCUACCAUCCCUAAAAGCUUUAUGGACAGCUUUAUCAAGUACUUCGCAGAAGGCUGCCUUUGGCAAAUAGCAUGUUUUGAUCAUGCUUUGAACAUUGUUGGUGGUUACCGUUGUUCAAAACACGAAUACAAAAUUGUCUUUGAACCUAACACCAUUGUGGAUACUGUGGAUGAUGUUGUUGAUUUGGAUAUUCCUAACCAUGUGUUUGAAUUCACUCCUUUUUCUGAGAUAUCAAAUUUCAUUGCGAAUUUUGAUUUCUGUUUUGAUGUUAUUGGACAUGUUAUUGGUGUUAGUGAGGCGAUCAUUGAUGGGGAUAAGAAGAGGAUAUCUGUGGAGCUGGAGGAUGAAAGGGCUGAUAGGUUAAAGAUAACCCUGUGGAAUAGAAAUGCUGAUGCCAUAUCAGCAAUGAUGGCUGAUCAUCCAGUAAUGUCGGUGGUGCUUAUUGUGCAAUAUGUGAAAUGCGAAAAGUGGAACUCAAGAGCUUCAGUCACCACUAAUAUGUACAAUGGCAGAAUCUUCCUAAAUGACAUGUCUAUGCCUGCAAUUUCUGAAUACAAAAUGAGAUUGGAGGAUAUUGAGGAUAAAGAUGCAAGUGUCCAGCAGAUUUCUAUACUUUCUAACAUAUUUGGAUACAAUACUUAUGAAGACUUUGUGAAGGAUGCAUCAAUGUUAACUCUGUCUGAGAUAAAGGAGUUAGAGGAGCCUUGCUAUGUGGUUACUUUUGCUAAAAUUACUGGAUUGGUGAAGGAAUUUGAUUGGUGCUACUUAGGAUGUAGAGACUGCAACAAGAAGGUCACAGAAAUAGGUAAAGACACUGACACCAGGUUGGUAGGAUUGCCUAAAAGUAAUCAACGUGGGAAGGGGAAAAAGGUCACUAGUGAAAUCAAUGGUGAAGGUAUCAAAAAGUUUCUAUGCAGUAAACAUGGUCUUGUUUCUGCUGUUACUCAAAAGUUCAAGAUACAUGCAAUUGUUGUUGAUGGAUCAGGCAGUGGUAUAGUAACCUUAUGGGACAGACAAGUUUACAAUUUAAUUAACAAGAAUGCAUCUGAACUCCUUGAAGAGGAACCAGGAGUUUAUUAUCCAAAUAAGCUAGAAGAACUUAAAGGAAAAAAGUGUUUGUUCAAGCUUGAUAUUUCACAGUUUAAUAUAAGGAACAGGGACAGUGAAAUGUCAGUUGCUAGGGUUACUACAGAUGCUGCAAUUAUAAAACAGUACCUACAAGCUGUAGCUGAAGAUCUGGAAAUAGAUGCAGAAACUAGUAUUGAAUUUGGGCUCAGUAUGACCCAAACAGAUGAUAGUACUGCAAAGACUGCUGUAUCAUGUAUUGGUGAUGUUAAUAUCCAGAAUGCUGAUAUUGGAACUCCUCUGGAAGAUACUGCUGAUAGUCCCCCACCAAAGAAGUCCAAAUCUACUCAGGACCUUGAGAGUGUCAAAUCCCACCAGAAUAAAUGUGUCAGGAAAAUCUGA
Oldenlandia corymbosa var. corymbosa is the source of this 1644-nucleotide messenger RNA. Lineage: Eukaryota; Viridiplantae; Streptophyta; Magnoliopsida; Gentianales; Rubiaceae. The record is from the annotation of a GenBank genome assembly.